Messenger RNA from Anneissia japonica, 2307 nucleotides. Its product is annotated as microtubule-associated proteins 1A/1B light chain 3B-like. Gene Ontology annotation, biological process: autophagy of mitochondrion; autophagosome assembly; cellular response to nitrogen starvation. Gene Ontology annotation, molecular function: ubiquitin protein ligase binding. The transcript has 4 exons. The coding region runs from base 118 to 480 and encodes 120 amino acids. Gene Ontology annotation, cellular component: cytosol; autophagosome membrane; autophagosome. NCBI's taxonomy places the organism in Eukaryota, Metazoa, Echinodermata, Crinoidea, Comatulida, Comatulidae. The record is from RefSeq and is a predicted model, not a curated record.
UUCCGGUAUUAUUUUCAAUAGUGUUUAUUGUUGUUGCGUUUUGGAGUUUGGUACAAAAAUAAAAAUCUAGUAAUAUACAUGGAAUUUCCAAAAUAAAACUUCGCAUAAUACGUGGAGAUGUUGACUCAUAAGACAUUCAAAGAGCGGAGAACUCUUGAUCAGCGGAGGAAAGAUGUUGCUGAAAUACGAGAGAAACAUCCAAACAAAAUUCCAGUGAUCAUUGAACGGUAUGAAAAUGAGAAAAAUCUACCAUUACUUGACAAGACUAAGUUUCUAGUGCCAGACCAUGUCACCAUGGGAGAACUUGUAAAGAUAAUCAGACGAAGAUUACAGUUGAAUCCUAAUCAAGCAUUCUACCUGUUGGUGAACCAGAAAAGUAUGGUUAGUGUAUCAACACCAAUAGCGGAGGUGUACAGCCAGGAACAGGACAAUGAUGGCUUUCUUUAUCUUGUUUAUGCAGCGCAGGAAACAUUUGGAUAACUAGAAAGGACUUUUUGAAAUAUGUUUGUAGAAGUUCAUUGACUCAUCAGUGAUAACUUUGGAUAUUUCAACAAAUUCAUUCAUUGUGAAAUCAUUUUUUUGUCAUUUUUAAUUGAAAAAAAGUGUCUAUAAAUCUAGUAUAUGUUCAUUUUUUUAAAACAAAUUUUUAAUAAAUGAUAAUUUUAAGGUCUUUAGAUGUAUACAUUUCAUAUUUCUAGCUUAAAGAUUGUUUAUGUCAGUCGCCUGUGAUGUAAAUAGGCAAUAGGCAACUGGCUAAUCAUACCUGUUGGUCUCCCUGCUACUUUGCAGACUGUCUUCAAAUUGAUAAAUAUUUAAAAUUUAAGUUGUAAAGGAGGGUAGUCCAUUUGGUUGGGGAGGGAAAAGGUCAAAGUGAAUCAUAUAUACUGUAGUUCACACAUGAAUCCUGAAGAUAUUCUAUUAAUGAAUGUGAUAGUUUGUUUGUCUUUUUUUACAUUUACCUUGCAAAACAACAGCAGAUAUUUCAUUUUCAAAUUCAUUUGGAUUUUUUAUUACCUCAUUGUCAUAACUUUUUAUUUGUGGAUGAUAAACUUUGAUACUGAUUUUGCUUUCAAUUUGUGUUGAUGAAGCUGCUUUGAAAUAGUUUCAAAAUUACUAAUUAGUUGUAAUUAUUUGUUAAGUAUUAUGUUCUUUAAUUAGCAACAGGGAAUCUGGGUUUGGAAAAGUUUGAAAGCCAAUGUUUGUGGGUAUGCUGGCAUCGUUCAUCUCCAAAAUGGUGGAGAACAUUCCUCAAAGGGCUCCCCCACUCCCCCCACACCCUUACAUUUAAUAUUCAUAACUCUGCUGAAAUACAUCAUAAUGUAUGCUUCUGAGAGUUAGUCAAUGAUCCUGAAACCUAUGUGAAAACUUAACAAAAGGCAAUAAAACAAGCUCUACAUUUGGAUAUUCGGCAAUAUUAACCGAAGGUAAAAUGUGUUUUAAUCAAAAUAUAUACACACCGGUAAUUGUCAAUGUUUGUUUAUCGCGAUAUAUUAACCUGUGGUUGCAAGUUUGGAUGCUAUUUUCAUAGUUGUAAAGAUUUACUGGUAGAUAAGCUCAUUGUCAGAUACUUGAAAGAAACGGAGGACGAACACAUUCGGUCGUCUCACGGCAAAACAAAGUAACUGUUAUAUUUUUGUGCAGUUACAUUUUUUUACCUUGGAAUGGCCACUUGAAAAAAAAAGAAAAAAGUAUUUAGUAUAAUGGCACCUUCAUAACACUGUUUUAUUCUCUCAGAUGAACUACUGUUUAUCCUGUCAAACAUAUACAUAUACUACAUAUUUCAAUUAUAAAAAGUUAUAUCUUUUUAGUACAUGAUCUAGAUAACAAGAUAAGCAAAAUGUUUGGUGGGGCAGGGAGAAGUGCGAGUUCCAAUUAAUAUGUGUACAUUCUUUUUAAUAUUGUAAGCUAAUGUAACCUUGUUUUUUUGGAGUAGGAAAGCAAACUUGCUUAUAAUUUGAAAAAAGUAGGGUAAAUUAAGUACAGUAAUUGGAAUGAUGUGAGCAAAGAUGUAAACCAUCCGAAAGCAGGAACAUGCUGGAAGGCGGAAUUCUAAACAUUUUCACAUGCUGCUUAUUAUAAAAUCAUGGUUGAGCAAUACUUAUCACCUGGUAGGUUUAAUUAUAUGUAUGCAGCAUGCCAUGCUGACUAUAUAUGAGUAUAGAGAAAAUAUAUAUUUAAAGUGUAGGUGAAUGGGCAUUGCUGGGCGCUUUGUAAAUAUCAACAACUGUAUGUUAGUUUUUGCAUGACAAAACCAAAUAAUUGUUGAAGUUUUGAAAGAUGUAAUAAAUAAAUCAGUAAUGAUGAUAA